AUGUUAAAAUUAAGACAAUCGCCGGUUCUUGCAUCGAAGCAAUUAAAGGGCGCUCUUGAUAAGCAUGGCUAUCAAGUUACUACGUAUGCUAGACCCCAUGAUCUCUUGAUUACCAGAGGUAAGGGAUCUAAACUUUAUGACGACCUACACAACAAGAGCUAUGUGGAUUUUACUGCAGGUAUUGCAGUGACAUCCUUGGGUCAUUCCAAUGAGGAAGUUUCGCGAAUUUUAUGUGAACAAUCUAAAAAGCUUAUCCACUCUAGCAAUUUGUACUACAACGCAGAAUGUUUGGAUUUAAGUAAAAAGAUUGUGGAGAAGACUAAGAGCUUAGGGGGCCAAUAUGAUUGCAGCAAAGUCUUUUUGUGUAGUACUGGUACCGAGGCCAAUGAAGCGGCAUUGAAAUUCGCCAAGAAACAUGGUUCACUACUAGGUCCAAAAAAACAUGGAAUCAUAGCUUUCAAAAACUCUUUUCACGGCCGUACUAUGGGUGCAUUGUCUGUUACAAGCAAUCCCAAAUAUAGAACACCUUUUGGUGAUUUGGUUCCUGGUACCUCAUUUUUGAACAUCCACGACGAGCUUAGCGUUUUCUCAGAUUUCAUCAAGAACAAGAAAGAUGAAGUCGCAGGUCUUAUCGUUGAACCAGUCCAAGGUGAAGGUGGUGUUUUCCCAAUUCCGGUUGAAAAGCUUGUAGGCUUGAAGCAAAUUUGCUCCGAGAACGACGUGGUAGUGAUUCAUGACGAAAUACAAUGUGGUAUGGGGAGAACUGGUAAAUUAUGGGCACACGCUCAUUUGCCCAAAGAGGCUCACCCAGAUAUUUUCACAUCUGCUAAAGCUCUAGGUAAUGGUUUUCCCAUCGCCGCUACAAUGGUCAACGAGAAGAUCAACAGUGCUCUGCAAGUUGGCGAUCACGGCACUACAUACGGAGGUAAUCCACUUGGUGGUGCAGUUGCCAGCUACGUUAUGGACGUUAUUGGUAAUGAGGAUUUUCUUGAAGGAGUUGUCCGUAAGGGUGAGAUAUUUCAAGGACGUCUAAUGAAGUUGUGUGAGAGCUACCCGGAACAGAUCAAGGAUUUGAGAGGACAAGGUCUUAUGAUUGGUCUGGAAUUUACCGAAGCACCCAAAGAAUUAAUCAGCAAAUGUAGAGAUUUGGGACUGCUUGUCAUUACCGCUGGUAAGUCCACCGUAAGAUUUGUUCCACCAUUGACGAUAUCUGAAUCUGAUAUCAACGAAGGUUUAUCCAUUUUUGAAAAAGCUGUGAACGAAGUUUAUGCUUGA
Messenger RNA from Lachancea nothofagi CBS 11611, 1275 nucleotides. The record is from the annotation of a GenBank genome assembly. Lineage: Eukaryota; Fungi; Ascomycota; Saccharomycetes; Saccharomycetales; Saccharomycetaceae.